AAGAAUUACGCGUAGCUAUUAACCCAUCAGCUCGUGUAUUAAUGAGUUCCUACCAAUCUACAACUGGAGUUGGAAGUUGGAACUGGAGCACAGAACAAAAUCAGUUAACGGCUCUGACCAGGUAAAAACUAAAUGCUGGAAUGAAACUUCAAACUUGACUAUUUCUAAUUUUAUUUUAGUCUGUCUUGCGAAAAUAAAAGCAUCCCAGCCCACUUUUAAGCCAUUACAAUUCUCCUGCACCAGCCCUCUCCUGGUUCACCAAGAUAGUACCGUAAAGGUAGUUUGUUCUGAUUCGAAUUCUUAAUUGGCACACGAGAUGGGUGCAGGGAGUUGUUUUACUUUCUGUUUCAAACAAAAAGCUUCUUCUCCAACUUGGGGAACAAUAGAACUUGAGGAAGAAGGUUUAAAUGUAGACAAUGCUAGGCUCUACAGCUACGGAGAUUUGCGAAUUGCAACUGAAGAUUUCAGUCCUGUAAAUAAAAUUGGGAAAGGAGGGUUUGGUUCAGUGUAUAAGGGGAGGCUAAAAGAUGGAACACUGGCUGCUAUAAAAGUGCUUUCUGCUGAUUCAACUCAGGGCGUACGAGAGUUCUUGACGGAAAUAGUGACAAUUUCAGGUCUAGAACAUGAAAACCUGGUAAAGUUGCAUGGCUGUUGUGCUGAAGGGGACCACAGGAUAUUGGUCUAUGGCUAUCUUGAAAAUAAUAGCCUUGCUCAGACUCUUCUUGGUGGUCACCGCAGCAGCAUUCAAUUUAGCUGGAAAACGAGGACUAAGAUAUGCAUAGGGAUUGCUCGAGGGCUUGCAUUCCUCCAUGAGGAAGUCCAACCCCCUGUUAUACAUAGAGAUAUAAAAGCAAGCAACAUUCUUCUUGAUAAAGACCUUACACCAAAGAUUUCAGAUUUUGGUCUAGCGAAGCUCUUUCCGUCUAGUUUAACCCAUAUUAGCACACGCGUUGCUGGGACUCUAGGUUAUUUGGCCCCUGAGUAUGCAAUUCGAGGCCAGUUGACACGGAAAGCUGAUAUAUAUAGCUUUGGUGUUCUCCUUUUGGAGAUUGUCAGUGGUAGAUGCAACACAAACAAGCGGUUGCCUGUCGGUGAACAGUUUCUUCUUGAAAAGGUGUGGGUUCUUUUUGAGAAAGGAGAGCUAGUUCAAAUGGUUGAUCCUGAUUUGGGAGGGGAUAUUGAUGUUGAUGAGGCUACCAGGUAUCUGAAGAUUAGUCUUUUAUGCACCCAAGAUGUGCCUAAAAACCGGCCAUCCAUGUCUACCGUGGUGAAAAUGUUGACUGGAGAGAUAGAUUGGGAUGAAAAACAGAUAGCAAAACCUGGGAUUAUAGAGGAGCUUAUGAUUCUGAGGCAUAACAGUACCACAACUUAUACAGUCUCUGCUGGCUCUGGAAAGAAGGGAAAUUCAUCAUCUUCUGAGAACACAACCAUGACAUAUCCCUCCAUGAGUUUCUCUUCAAUAUAUGACCGGGACACUUCAAUAGAUGACCGGGACAGUUAGCUGCUAGAAGACUCAAACAGCAGCUUUGUUUAUCCUUCUAGGUUGCAGUUUUGAGCACUGAAUCUCUGUACAUUAUUUAAGGCUUCUUUUUCUUCCCUUAUUUUUUUU
Molecule: messenger RNA, 1609 nt
Organism: Coffea arabica (coffee)
Lineage: Eukaryota; Viridiplantae; Streptophyta; Magnoliopsida; Gentianales; Rubiaceae
Product: cold-responsive protein kinase 1
Biological process (GO): protein phosphorylation
Molecular function (GO): protein kinase activity; ATP binding
Source: RefSeq, a predicted model, not a curated record